Zingiber officinale is the source of this 1050-nucleotide messenger RNA. Its product is annotated as protein STAY-GREEN, chloroplastic-like. The record is from RefSeq and is a predicted model, not a curated record. The coding region runs from base 20 to 892 and encodes 290 amino acids. Lineage: Eukaryota; Viridiplantae; Streptophyta; Magnoliopsida; Zingiberales; Zingiberaceae. The transcript has 3 exons.
AAAGACGAGUGCCAUCUUAAUGAUUACAAAAAGGGGGAGUUUUUUUUUCCCAAGAAGGAACGCCCAUUCGUUCGACGAUUUGUUAAAUGCGAGGCACUUGCCCCUUGCGUUUGAUUUGCCUCCACUUCCAACGAUAUCGGAGAAUAUUACUUCUCCUUCUUCCAGGAUGGGAUUCGCAGCCGCCAUGUUUCUGCAACCUGUACAACUGAAGCAGCAGCAGCAGCAGCAGCAGCAGAAGAGCUCCUUGUUAGUCUUCAGUAGGCAGAGAAAAGGAAAGAGAUCAAUAGCUCCGGUCGCGAGGCUGUUUGGGCGUUCGAUCUUCGAGGCGUCGAAGCUGAAGGUGCUCUUCUUGGGGACGGAGGAGGAGGAGGAGCAGCCGGGGAAGCUCCCCAGGACCUACACGCUCACUCACAGCGACGUCACCUCCACGAUCACCCUCGCCAUCUCCGCCACCGUCAACAGCGCGCAGGCACUUGCAGGGGUGGUACAACAGGUUGCAGAGGGACGAGGUGGUGGCGGAGUGGGAGGAGGUGCAGGGGAGGAGGUCGCUGCACGUGCACUGCCACGUCAGCGGCGGCCACGCCCUGCUGGCCCCGAUCGCGGGGCUCCGCCGCAGCAUCUUCCGCAGGGAGCUGCCGAUGGUGCUGAAGGCGUUCGUCCACGGCGACGGCGCGCUGUUCGGCAGCCGCCCGGAGCUGGAGGAAGCCGCCGUGUGGGUCUACUUCCACUCCAACCUCCCCGAGUUCGACCGCGUCGAGUGCUGGGGGCCGCUCAGGGAAGCCGCGUCAUCGGGGCCACCGUCGUCGACGCCGCCUCCGGCGUCGGAGUGACCGCCGGAGGAACGACUGCAGCGGUGGGGGCCGGAGUGCGAGUGCUGAUUCCCUCCGUAUAGCUUGAUCACGUGGCAGUGUUAGAAAUAUUAUGCGUCGUCGUCCCUUUAGAUUUAUUAUGCGCCCGCGUAUCUUUCUCUAAUGAUUUAUCAAUAAUUGGGUAAAAUAUAUUUAUAAUAUGAAAUGUAAUCUAUUAUAAAAAUAGAAAAAUAUUUUUUUA